AUGGAUUCACACUCACUAGAAACUAGUCCUUUGACGCGAGGAGGCAAAAUGCCGCAGUUGCCCUUGGAAUCACGGGAGGAACCAGUCCAACGGCGCCAUAAUCGACAGCAAGAGAAAGUCCUCAAUAUCGAAGAGCUACCACCUCUCUUUCGGUGUAAAUCAUACAUAGAGGUUAGAAAUGUCAUCAAUACCGGCAAGGGGGCCGUAGCAGACAUCUUUCGAGGCUACAACCCUCUUCACUGGUACUGCAACGCAAAAUCAACUUGUCCGAAAAUCAUCCAACAGUUGCUUCAAUCUGGAAUUGAUAUAAAUGCAGUAGACCAACGACCGCAUAACCGUAACGGACCUGUCAUUCGACAUACAGCGUUAGGGUACGCAUGUCGGAACGCCAACGUCAAGGCCGUUCAUACCUUACUACGGAACGGUGCGGAUCCGAGUGGACUCGCGAAACUAGACCUGCCAAAAAAAGAUACGGAUGGCAAUGAAGUUGUGUAUCCAAGCCCUCUGCAAGAGCUCCUCUGCCAACCUGUUCACGGGCCACGUCUAGGCAAAUGUCCGUGGACCUACCACUUAAACGACGAAGAUGAGGAGAAAGACGGUUAUCUGGAUGAAGAGGAUCCUGAGCGGCUUCCCGAGUUCCGGAGAAUAGCCGCCGGGCCAUCAGAAAAUACGCCCCUAUGUGAACUUUGCGCAGAUAAUUACCAUAUUUGGGACCCAUGGCCGGAAAAUGAAGAAGAGCGGCUAGCGGCGCGCGAGCGAAGACAAUCGUGUUACUACGGCCAACUCAUUCGACUGGGAAACAGACUCAAGACUUGCGUCCAACUACUACUUAACUACAACCUUUCAGAUCCGCCAGUCUCUUUCCCCGAGUGUGAUGACCCAAACCUAUGGUCCGGAAUUGACUUGCUGCUGGAGACAUUCUGGCGAUUCUUCUACCCCAUCGCCUUGUGCGAGAGCUCAAGAGGGACUUCUCUGAAAAGGGACUUCCCAGAAUCUCCUGGGCAACUCACACGCAUUAUUUCCAAGACAGUGUUUGCGCCAUAUGGUGAGAUUGGGGAUAUGUUAGUGGAAACCGCGGGAUACAACGGCGAGGGGUGGGCAUUUCGCGGCGAGGCACGCGGCACAAACCGUCUUGUAUCGUUGAUCUCCAUACACCCCAAUCUCGAAUCUUUCCGGGAAGGUGAGUUCUUUGAUGCUGAUGCCCAGAUUCAAGCACAGUUGGAAGCUAUGUCUAACUAUCAGAUCGGGGUGGCGCUUUGA
Xylaria bambusicola is the source of this 1260-nucleotide messenger RNA. RefSeq lists its product as uncharacterized. The transcript has a single exon. The coding region runs from base 1 to 1260 and encodes 419 amino acids. Gene Ontology annotation, molecular function: protein binding. The record is from RefSeq and is a predicted model, not a curated record. Lineage: Eukaryota; Fungi; Ascomycota; Sordariomycetes; Xylariales; Xylariaceae.